CGAUCCGUCUUUGGCAACUUUGUCCCAUUUAAUAAGGAGACCACUCUCCGUUUGUCUGGAGACAUUACCGUGCUUGAAGCAUGACAUGCAUGAGAGUACGCAGGCGAAGCCACUUGACGACAUGAAUAGUAGUGCGGUUCCGGUUGUUAGGAUGAGAUCGUGAGUACAAUGGCUUCAUCGCAGAACCCAUGCGACAUGGCACGCACGCGAUAAGGCAACGGAACCACUCCACGUGGGAAGACAGUUCUCAGGUCAUUCCAAACUGGCGGGUCUUGCUAUCUUGCAACCUCGGGGUAUCUUUAUCCAACCAUCGGUGUUGCGACUGCCGCUGUACGAAAGAUUUGGUGGUGUUUGGUUGACACUGAUAAGAAAGUAUCUGAUCGCCAUGGAAGGGGCUUGUUCACCUUAGACGCGCGCUUCCGGACCUGCUUGCGGUACAGAUAAAGCGACAGCAGUAACAUAAUACAACACAUCCACGUCGGGGGCAAUCGUGGGCGUGGCAGAGCCCAACAAGAUGAGAUGAAAUGGAUUCUGCCCUAUCAACAUCGUAACCAGGGUCUUCCCCCAUACGGGCCAUACCACUAUCUCGCCGACGGCCACCCCGGUCAGUAAUGGAGCGACAGCUCUUGGAGCUCAGCUGUCGUUCUAAAUACUCGUCCAAACAGUAGCGAUUGUUCGAGUAUGCUGAUCGCAGCUGCACUUGUUAUUCUCUCCCUCUUUUGCCAUCGUCGACGCUAAGAUGGCAGACGAAAAGCACGCCAUCCGAACCUCUUCCGAUAAAUCUCCACCAGACAGCACCAUCGCUGCUGUAGACUUUUCAGCUGGAACCACCGAGUCGCUCAAGCACCCAGACAAAUACACGGUCACUGAGAAGAAGGAACAAGAUGACCGCUGUUCCUCUCACGGCAAAGCAGGAGACGAUGCAGAAGAAAGUGAAGUCUUUGGCGCGACAGGCGAGGGCAAAGUCAACUUCCGCACUGUAGGCUGGAUCCGCGCCUCUAUGUUUCUCAUGAAACAGACCUUUGCCACUGGAGUCCUUUCCAUGCCUUCUGCAAUGUACUACCUCGGAGGAGUCAUGUCUCCCUUAUUCAUCGUCUUUUGGGGAUUGGUGAAUACAUAUUCUGCCAUCAUCCAAGGCAAUUUCAAGUUGGCGCAUCCGAAGAUGCAUACGAUUAUUGAUGGAGCUGAGAUUGCAGUGUUGGAUCUCAGCAAGAGUAAAUUCUGGAGCAAAUUUGCAAAGUUCAUCGCGGAGGUACUAUACCUGAUGAGUUGGCUGUUGUGUAUUGGCUUGGCGGUGUUGGCUAUCGGAACUGCUUUGAAUGCUGUCACGAAGCAUGGAACUUGUACCGUGGCUUUCAACGUUAUCGCCAUGCUCGUCUCCAUCGCCACAGGCAGCAUCCGCAAAAUCCACGGCCUAGGCAUCAUCCUCUGGAUCGGCUUCGUCUCCGCCCUCGUCUCCGUCCUCAUGGUCGUUGUCGCUGUCGCCAUCCGCUCUCGACCCGCCUACGCCCCCCAAACGGGCCCCUUCGACCUCGGCUUCCAACCCGGCCCACCGCCCGGUACCACCUUCGCGCAAGCAUGGGCGGGAGCAAUCGCCAUCUACGCCUCCUCCUCCAACACUUGCGGCUACAUCCCCGUCAUGAGCGAAAUGCGCCGCCCGCAAGACUUUUUCCGCGCCCUCUACGUCAGUGCCACGUUUGUCAACACCGCCUACCUCUCCCUCGCCACCGUCAUGUACGCCUACGCAGGGAAAUACGUUACAUCCCCCGCCCUGGGCUCCGCGGGCCCCACGAUCAAAAUUGCGGCCUACGCCGUCGCUCUACCAGGCUUGUGCGCCGUCGGAAUGAUCUGUGUUCACGUCCCCGCCAAGACCGUCUUCGUGCGAAUUCUCCGUGGGACACGCCAUUUGACGGAAAAUACUGCCACCCAUUGGAUCGUCUGGAUCGCAUGUACCGUGAGUUGUGGCUUUGUCGGAUGGUUGCUUGCAGUCGCAAUACCAUUUUACACGUCUCUGGUGAGUUUGAUUGGAAGUAUGGGCUUUGGCCCCUUGGGAGUGGUGUUACCGCCUCUGCUGUGGUUUUCGAUUCAUCCGGGGUAUCGCACGGGGACGUGGAAGGAGCAAGGGCUGUGGUGGGCGCACGUGGCGAUGUUGUUGUUGGGACUGUUGUUGUCCAUCGGGGGCACGUAUGCGAAUAUUUCGAAUAUUGCGGAUCAGUUUCGCGCAGGGAAGGUCGGGACGGCGUUUUCUUGUGCGGAUAAUAGUGCUACUGUUGUUAGUGCUUAAGUGUGAGGAGGAGGAGCAGGAGGAGAAGGGGGACAAUGGGGAAGGUGAGAGGUCCUAGG
Sphaerulina musiva SO2202 is the source of this 2343-nucleotide messenger RNA. Its product is annotated as amino acid transporter. Lineage: Eukaryota; Fungi; Ascomycota; Dothideomycetes; Mycosphaerellales; Mycosphaerellaceae. Gene Ontology annotation, cellular component: vacuolar membrane. Bases 740 to 2284 code for a protein of 514 amino acids. Gene Ontology annotation, biological process: amino acid transmembrane transport. The record is from RefSeq and is a predicted model, not a curated record. Gene Ontology annotation, molecular function: amino acid transmembrane transporter activity. The transcript is spliced from 2 exons.